This is a messenger RNA of Dicrocoelium dendriticum, 270 nucleotides long. Lineage: Eukaryota; Metazoa; Platyhelminthes; Trematoda; Plagiorchiida; Dicrocoeliidae. The record is from the annotation of a GenBank genome assembly.
AUGUGUAGUGAUCUUGAUGGUGAUUCACUAACGGAGUGGCAUAACAUAUCACUAUUGCAACCACUUCAUUUGGUUUACGAACGACAAACAAUCGAACGACUAACAAUUGGCGGAGAUGCUCUCGCUGCAUGUGAUAAACUAGUUCGUAUCUUUCUUGAAGAGGCUUUCUUGCGCUCGAUCGCUGUUGCAAGAGCGGAUAACAGAGAUUCUGUUACAGUAGAGGACUUCGAGAACAUAUUGAUCCAACUUAUGUUGGACUUUUCCGCUUAG